Messenger RNA from Venturia canescens, 4117 nucleotides. RefSeq lists its product as uncharacterized. Lineage: Eukaryota; Metazoa; Arthropoda; Insecta; Hymenoptera; Ichneumonidae. The record is from RefSeq and is a predicted model, not a curated record. The transcript is spliced from 2 exons. Bases 406 to 3753 code for a protein of 1115 amino acids.
UCUCGUAUGAGACAUCGGCCAUCUGCCGGCAAAAUAUUCAAUUUAUUUUCUUUGUAGAGAAAAUGCGUUGCAGUUAUUCACCCAAAAAGUUUGAAAUUUCUCGCCCUCUAUCGAAGAUUUCCGAAACCUCAAAUUUAUUGUUGAUGCGAUUUUCAAAACAAUUUUACAUCAUUUCCUGUUUUAACCCGCGCAGUGGAAUCUAGAAAUUUCUCCCUCCUUUUUCUCCUCACCGAUUACUACAAGAUUUCCGGUGGAGCUUGAGAUAGUCCGAGCUUUUUUCGUCGCCAGUCGCCAUUGUUCGCAAUACGCAUUCGUCCGCCCGCGGGAUCGUACAUAAAUAACAGUUUGUUCCGCGAUUGUGGAAAUUCUUAUUAAAGCUGUACGAUUAAGAUAUUCGAUUUUAACAUGAAAACCGUCUCAACAAAACGUACAAAGCAUGCAGCUAAAAAACAUUUUAAAAAAUCUAACAAAUACGAGACGUUAAUGAAAGAAAUCAAGAAAAUGAGGAAAGAUGCCAAAAAACAACGGGCAUCGCGACGAUCCCGAAAACGUAAACGUUCAGCCCCAACAUCCAGUUCUUCGAGUUCUUCAUCGAGCUAUUCGUCGGAUUCGUCCACGGAUUCGCCAUCUUGUGAUGCCGAAUCUGUUCAAAAUCGAACACUGCAGUCGAAAGUCUCGUUUUCUGACAAAGAAAAUAUUGCACAUGUAAGUCGUGAUCUUCCUAAUGAGGUUUGUACUGAGAACUUUGAGACUUUGCGAAAGACUUCUAAUCGGGAUGAGCCAGUGUCCAAAAAACGGCGAACAAAUGCAGUCUCAACUUCGCCUAUACGAAAGAUUGACUCGCCUCUGGUAGAAAAAAGCGAUCUGAAUUUGAAGUCUUCGUUCAACAAAAACUCUAUGGUAAAGAAAUUGAAAAUCGCAGAAUCCUGUCCAGUUGACAAAAAUGAAGACUGUAGCAACGACGAAUUUAAAACGAUUGUUAACAAAGAGACGUCGCUCGUUCAAAAUACCUUGAAUACGAGCCUUGAUAAAGAGGCAUGCUCCGUCCUGAAAGAAGUGAAAAAACAUCAGGAAAAAAAUUAUAACGAAGGAAACAAAGAUGAUUGUAUACUUGAUAAAAGUACUCGAAUCUUAUCUGAUGACGAAACUGGCGAGUCGCUUGGAAAAAAGCAGCAGGAUUAUUCAAUUACGGAUGUUGCUAAAAAAAAUGAGUUGGAACAAGGUAUAAGUUCUAUGGAGAAUAACAUGGGAAGACGAGAAAAAUGUGCUGACGGAGCUGCCGAGUUUGGUGCAGAAAAAACAUCCACUCCUAAGAAAUCUGAUGAUCAAUUUAACAAUGCUGUAAAUGAAUUGACAAACAAACCUAUUGUCCAAGCGCUACCACCUGCGAAAGUAACAACAGCGAUGCUUUCACAAGAUAUUGCAGAUGAACAAAUCGAAAUCAAUGACGAUGAAAAGAAUAUUGAAAUUCUUCGACAGCUGUUUGGAUCGCCAAAAAAAUUUGUACAAGUACUGAUGAAAAUAGCUGGAGAAUUUUCGGAUUCUAUGGGCAUUAAUGAAAAAGUACUUGGCAGCCAAAAGUCCGCAAUAACAAGUGAUGACAAUAAUGAUCCGAAGAAUCUGGCCAAAGUCUCGAAUGCGAACGAGCCAAAAGAAGAUGAACUCAUGAUCGUAGAAAAUGAGAGUGAAACUAAGUUACAAACGACUGUACCGGGACACGAAACUCUCAAGGAUCUGGAAGCAAUUGCAGAAUGUCUUGUUUCCAAAUGGUCUACAAUCAUCGACAAUAGUUUGGAUGAAAAUGUGCUGGUAGAGCUACUCGAUAAGCACUUGCCGCCUAAAAACUUUCCGCAUCUUGAAGUACCAACUUUGAAUCCACAAUUGAAGGAUGUUAUAGAUGAAAUGGACUGGGCUUGCGACGAGGGCAACGCUUCGAUUCAGGUGCUUACCGCAUCUGCUAUGUCAGCGGUUGGCAAAGCUCUUACAAUGCUACUCAGGGACUCUGCUGAGUUUCAAGAUGAGAAAGCUAAAAAAUUGACAAAUUUUCUCGAGGAUACUGGCAAAAUUCUUGCCCACAUCUUUCAUAUUCAUUUACUUUCUCGCAGGUCCAAGAUUAUACCUAAAAUCCGUGAAGUUUUUGAUUCAAAAUGUAGAAAGAAUCUCAUUGAUGCGAUUAUAUUUGGCAAAAAAUUUGCUCAAACCUGGAAAAAUUUGGAAACCAGGGAUAUCGUUGAAAUUACUAAAAGUGAUAAAAUUAAUGCCAAGAUCAUAGAAAUCGAUCGAUCGUCAUUAAUUAACGCAUCGACAAUGCUGAAAAAGACACGCCCUCGAAGCGGUAAGCCCAAAAUUUUGGAUGUACAGGUUUUGCAAAAGUUACCUCAAACGGUCGAUUAUGCAAAACCUCAAGUGACAUCAGCAGCGCAAUUCCAUGUGACAAAGGUCAGACCAAGAAAAACUAUGACCCAUUCGACACCUCGUUAUUCUCCAAAAGAAGAAUCGAUAAAGUUGCAAACGCGACUUUCACAAAAAAAUCGCAAAUUGUUACACGUUGAUUCGAACGCGUCGUCAGAGACGAAAACUUCGUUUCAAAAUCAAGCAAUAUACGAUGCAAUCCUCAGAAAACGAAGAAUUGAUUCGAAAACCGUUGGAAUCGAAAAGCCUCCAGUCACUAUGGAAAACCUAAAUAAAUCGAUGGAAAUGAAAAAACAAAAAUUGCUGGUUGAAAGAAAAUCCAACGACUCGAUGCAACAACCUCCAUCGAGCGACGAAGAAAAUUUUGAUAUGACGGAAGACAGCGAGUCAGAAAUUUUUGAUGAGGAAGAGGAAAAUGAUUCUGAGGAUGACAAGGAAACAGUGAACGAAGAGUUGAAUAAUUCUACGGAGAAAGAACAAUCUGAUCUUGACAAUGAUGAGGAAUGCAAUUCAAAAGAAAGUGAAGCAACUGAUAUCGGAGGAAGUCGGGAAAAUAUUGACAAAGGUAAAAGAAUAAUAAUUUCCAAACAAAAGGAGGAGUUUAAUUCCAAAGACGGGAAUAAUUCCAAGGAAAAAGAAGAAGAUAAUUCCAAAGUAGACACGGCAGAGGGAUGUUCCAAAGCAAAUGAACAAGAUGAUUCCAAACAAGAGAACAAAGAAGAUUCCACCGGAGGAAAGAAAGAAGAUUCCAGCCAAGUCAAAGGCAUAUCCGUCGAAGAAGAAAUAGAUUCCAAAGAAGAGCAAAAACGUAAGGUGGACAAACAACAUCGUAUCGUUUUGAAGCACAAACAGCCAGAAGUGCCUGUGACUGAUUGUACAAAUCUUAACAACGCCAAUUGCUCUCUUAAAUCUACAAAAGACAAACAAUCUUCAAACUCUCAAGAAGAUUGCGACUCCUCUGAUGAUGAGAAACAGGAGGAAGAAAAAAUUCACUCCGUCGAUAAAACUGAGUCUUGGAAAUCUUGUCGCAGCAAUAAUUCGUCCGUAAAUGAUCCGCAUGCAUCUCAGACUUUGCAAAAAUCUGAGAAAAUGAAUUUGGAACCGGCCUCAGAAAACCAGGGACAGAUGAAUUUUCCAUCAUUCCGAAAAAAUAAUGGCCCGCCACACGAGCUUCUCGCAAAAGUAAUGCAAAUUCGAUUGAGGACCGGAAAAAAAUUGUGGCCGAUUCACUCGCUUGCUAGCGGCCAAGAAACCUCGAAUGUGUCAUCAUUGGACGGUUCGCUGACAAAUACUCCUCGAGAGCCAACCACCAACGAGUUACGAGAGCUCGAAAAACCUUAAAAAACCUUAUUCACGGAGAUCGUUGUUUCGAAGAAAUAAAUUCGUUUGAGAAAAUAUUUAUUUUUAAACACGAAGCUCGAAAAACAAAUACUCGUUAAUUAUCAUAUUUUUAUGUUACGAGCAGUUUAUUAACAAGUGUUUUUUUCUUUUAGUUUUCUGUACUUCUGUUUGUUCCAGAAAAAAAAAUCAACAUUUAUGUUUUUUUUAUUUUUUGUUUUAUAUUUUGUGUUACCCCGGUAUAUUCCUUUGCAAGGUUACUGGUAAAAAAAUACUUUUUUGUUCCGUUUUGAAAGAUUCAUUUGUUUCGUAUGUAAAAGUCAGAGUACGUUUAUUUGUGGAAAUACAAAGUGAAGUUAUGUUCGUU